Molecule: messenger RNA, 531 nt
Organism: Colletotrichum higginsianum IMI 349063
Lineage: Eukaryota; Fungi; Ascomycota; Sordariomycetes; Glomerellales; Glomerellaceae
Product: Response regulator receiver protein
Exons: 1
Coding region: 1-531 (176 amino acids)
Biological process (GO): phosphorelay signal transduction system
Source: RefSeq, a predicted model, not a curated record
AUGGCUUCCUCGAUCAAUACUUUUCUCCCUGAGGGGAACGACGGCACGUCACCUCGGCGAGCAGAGCAACACGAUUCAAGUGCCCUGCCCAUCAAGACGACGACGACGACGACAGAGUCGCCGCCCAUCAAGGUCCUUGUUGCCCAUGAUAAUAAAAUCAGCCAAAGGAUAUUUUCCAAGUACUUCAAACUUGUGGGCCACGACAUCGAAGUCGUAUCCGACGGCAAAGAAGCUUUCGAGACUUACAAGAGGAACCCCGAGAGUUACCAAGGCAUCCUGAUGAAAACUGCCAUGCCAGUCAUGAACGGCAUAGAAUCCACGAGACUCAUUCGCGAGUUCGAACGGGAGAACAAUCUGGAACCGUGCAGCAUCGUGUGGACUGUGGCUUGUGCGCUAUCGACACGCAAGGACUUGGUGCAAAAGUAUGCCGUCAACGACACAUUAAGGUGGCCUGCGAAGAUGGGCGAAUUCGUCCGCAUCCUAAAUGGAGCGGGCAUCCCAACAGCGCUCCCAGAGGCGUACAAACCAUAA